Messenger RNA from Neoarius graeffei (lesser salmon catfish), 2998 nucleotides. It is a transcript of the gene dele1, whose product is annotated as DAP3 binding cell death enhancer 1. Bases 129 to 1589 code for a protein of 486 amino acids. NCBI's taxonomy places the organism in Eukaryota, Metazoa, Chordata, Actinopteri, Siluriformes, Ariidae. The record is from RefSeq and is a predicted model, not a curated record. The transcript has 12 exons. Gene Ontology annotation, molecular function: protein binding.
GCGCAAGCGGCAGUUGGCAGUUGUGCUCUUUUUAUCAUGGAGGCAGCCGGAAAAACUCCACGUUUUCCAUGUUAGUCAACAAAUAAUAACGCACAGGUAAUUAACGGAGACCGAGGAACACGCUGAAGAUGUGGCGAAUACAAAGCUUGGUGGGGAGAGUUUUAAGCCGCUGCCACGGGAACACGUCGUCUUUGCGUCUCUCAAACAGCCACCAUGUCGAGGAUGAAGUCAUCAGCUCGUCAUCGGUGCUCUCGACCAGCCGGUCUCAGAGAGGGGAGGAUCGAGAGCGGAAGAAAAAUGAAAGAACGGCAGAGUUUUGCUCUGCUGGAAUGCCGAGAUACACAGCGCUGGAUGCUGUGAGAUGGGGUGCAGCGGCCAUUCUGUUCAUGCAGAUCUGCAGGAGGAUCCACUCUCGGUUCUCCUCUGUUGGCGAACAGAACCCAGGAACCCCCCGCCUCCCAGAGCCAGGCCACAUCCACAAAUGCACGCACAAGAUCCUCCUGGACAUGCUGUCAGGGCACAACGUGUUGCCCCGUGGAGUGUGUGUGAAUGCAGCGUUAACAAGUCCAGAGCGAAGCAGCAGCAGCAGGGUUUACAAUUACAGCCUUGUCGCUGAUCCGGCACACCACCUCACUGACCAGCAGGGGGAGACAGUCAAGCAUAACACCGCAGAAGCCGUCUCAGACUUUAACGCUCCCCAGACAGCAGCCACUGGAUGUGAGGGACCACAAGGACAGGAGUCGUGCUCGCUGGACGAAGCAGAGCGGAAUCUCAGAGACGUCUCAGGCAGCAGCGUGCCCGUCAUCCUGAACAUCAUCGGUCUGGAGAGUGCUCAAGCAGGCAAUCACAAGGCAGCGUUCGAGUGUUUUCAGGCUUCAGCUCAGCAGAAUUACAGCAAAGCUCAGUUUAAUGUCGGAGUGUGUUAUGAGAUGGGCCGCGGAGUCCGGAAAGACGUGAGCAAGGCUCUGCAGUACUAUAGGUGUGCAGCGUUGGCAGGUCACACACAGGCUCAGUACCGCUGUGCUAAACUCCUUCUGAACAGCAGGGGGCAGCAGAGAGUCACGGACCCAUCCACUGUGACAGAGACCGCCGUCUCUUUUCUGCAGAGCGCUGCUGCUGCCGGACUCACUGAGGCUCAGCUGGAUCUGGGUGUGCUACUCUCUCAGGAUCCAGAUGCUGAUGGAAGAAAAUCAGUUCACUAUUUCAGAAUGGCCGCGGAGAGUGGAGACAGUACUGGUCUGCUGUUUCUCGGUCAGUGCUUCGAGAGAGGCUUCGGAGUUCCUCGCUGUUACACGACUGCAGUGUUUUACUACGAGAAAGCAGCAGCUCAGGGAAACCAGCAAGCCAAGAACAAACUCGACCUGCACAAACGAGAAGUCCUGCGCUCUAUCCGUUCCGCUCCUUGUCUCUCAGGUCUGGAUCGCCUUCCUUUGAGCUCCGUGUUUCCUGCAGCGCCGAGCACAACCCUGCCGACUCAGCCACUUCCUCAUUCACGGAGCACAGGCAGCCUCGUAGCUCCGCCCUGUUUUACUGCUCACAGACUCAAUGCUGACUGCAGAAGUGGGGGCUGGAUUAUAGGGGUGGGAUAACAACACGCACGCACACACGCACUUAAAUCAAGGAUUGACGUUGAGCGCACAUAAAGAAACGCACUCUGACAUUCGCGGAAUGUCCUCAGCCAAUCAGAUUUGCGCGUCACUGUUUCAGGCAUCAUGAGAGAACGAGUCAUGUUUUUAAAAAGCUACAUUAUUUUAUUCUGAGGUUCGUUUUCUCUUCGAGUGUAUCAGGGUCUUGUGAGGCUCUCGACUGUCCGGUUACUUCUGUGUCUGUUUCUUUUUUUCUUUGAUCAGAGAGCUGUUCGAAGAUAAGCGCACAGGUUUGUGCAGCCGACAGCAAUCGUGCUCCAGUGCUGACUUUAAAGGAGAUACGCAGAACCUUUAUUUUUAAAUACGUUUCUCGGUGGAUAGUACACUACCGUUCAAAAGUUUGGGGUCACCCAGACAAUUUUGCGUUUUCCAUGAAAAGUCACACUUUUAUUUACCACCGUAAGUUGUAAAAUGAAUAGAAAAUAUAGUCAAGACAUUUUUCUGGCCAUUUUGAGCAUUUAAUCGACCCCACAAAUGUGAUGCUCCAGAAACUCAAUCUGCUCAAAGGAAGGUCAGUUUUAUAGCUUCUCUAAAGAGCUCAACUGUUUUCAGCUGUGCUAACAUGAUUGUACAAGGGUUUUCUAAUCAUCCAUUAGCCUUCUGAGGCAAUGAGCAAACACAUUGUACCAUUAGAACACUGGAGUGAGAGUUGCUGGAAAUGGGCCUCUAUACACCUAUGGAGAUAUUGCACCAAAAACCAGACAUUUGCAGCUAGAAUAGUCAUUUACCACAUUAGCAAUGUAUAGAGUGGAUUUCUGAUUAGUUUAAAGUGAUCUUCAUUGAAAAGAACAGUGCUUUUCUUUCAAAAAUAAAUAAGGACGUUUCAAAGUGACCCCAAACUUUUGAACGGUAGUGUAUCUCCAUCCUUGACUCUUGUAUGCUGCAUAAAUUGGAAGAAAAAAGAAUAUAUUUUUGAGAGUUAAAAUCGACCGCAAAGUUGGCAUUCGAGCUGCCCCGCUGAGCCAGCCAGCCCUGAGCGCGUGACGUCACAGCGGGAACCGGUUUUAAGGCCGAGGCCUUUGACAGCUAUAGACCAAAGCCAGACUCGGCAGGGAAGAGCGGUUGCAACAGCCUCUUCGUUCGGAUUUAUGGGAGAUUCUUCACAUUCCUCAGACAUUAAACAGGGAUGUGAUUUUUCCGCGAAUUCGCGGAAUUCCGCUUUUUUCACCUCAAAACUUGAAAAAAAAAAUGUUUCCGAUUUUUCCCACAAAUCUACAUUCGUAUCCUAUUCGUUCCGACUUUGUUUGAAAGAUGGCAGCCUCGGAUUUGCAUCUUUACGCCUCGAUCACGGAGGCUGCCAUCUUUCAACUCUUUGUUUGAAGCGAGCGCAUUCAUUGGUUGUUACAGAGUGA